Molecule: messenger RNA, 1045 nt
Organism: Cololabis saira (Pacific saury)
Lineage: Eukaryota; Metazoa; Chordata; Actinopteri; Beloniformes; Belonidae
Product: high choriolytic enzyme 2-like
Exons: 1
Coding region: 248-1045 (265 amino acids)
Biological process (GO): proteolysis
Molecular function (GO): metalloendopeptidase activity; zinc ion binding
Source: RefSeq, a predicted model, not a curated record
AAAGUGUUCAGAUGAAGUAAAUAUCGCUAGUUAAGCUGACUUUAUCCAUUUAAUCAAUAGUUAUAAGAAAGCGUGUUUGAGGAGUAGGUUUGUCUGCAGAGUCCUCCCUGCAGAGGUUGACAUUAGGCCUAACAGUGUAGCCCCCCACCCAUAAUCCUGCUGCAGACACACCUGUGCAGGAGCGUAUAAAGACCCUGGACCGGACUGAGCAGACAUCAAGCUCCAAGGAGUCUCUCCACACCUGAAGAUGAGUCCCUCUGCCAGCCUGCUCCUGCUGCUCCUGCUCGGCCUCUCUCAGGCUCAACCUUUCCAGGAGGAUGAAGGUCAAGACGCAGAGAUGGCAGAAGAUGAAGAAACGGAAGUGGACAUGACCACCCAGAUUCUGACCACCAAUAACGCCACAGAGGAGUUCCUGCUGGAAGGAGACCUGGUGGCUCCCGUUACCAGAAAUGCCAUGAAGUGCUGGUACAACAGCUGUCUGUGGAAAAAAGCCUCCAAUGGCAAAGUGGUGAUCGCCUACACGAUAAGUUCUCAGUUCUCCGGGUACGAGAGGCAGACGAUCGAGGGCGCCAUGAGGGCCUUCGGCCGCACCUGCGUCCGCUUCACCCCUCGCAGGAACGAGAACGACUACAUCAGCAUUGUGAACAAAGGCGGAUGCUACUCCGCCCUGGGCAGACAGGGAGGCAGGCAGGAGCUCUCUCUCAACAGGGCGGGCUGCAUCUACGGUGGCAUCGUCCAGCACGAGCUCAACCACGCUCUGGGCUUCCAGCACGAGCAGACCAGGAGCGACCGCGACCGCUACGUCAGGAUCAACUGGCAGAACAUCAUCCAGAAGAGCGCCUACAACUUCCACAAGCACGACACCAACAACCUGAACACGCCCUACGAUUACUCCUCCAUCAUGCACUAUGGAAGAUUCGCCUUCUCCGUGGGCCGGGGGAGGGAGACCAUCACCCCCAUUGGAAACCCCAACGCCCGGAUCGGCCAGAGGAACGGUCUGUCCCGCUGGGACAUCAGCAGGAUCAACAUGCUCUACGGCUGUUAG